GCCGCUGCAAUAGAGUGCCCGGACUGGCACCAACUUUUCCUGCUGUCACUCUGCAACUAUGACUUUUGCGUAAUCGUCCGCCAGGGAACGGGAUCCUUGCAGGAUCCUGGACGAGAAGGAAAGGAGAGAAGUUGCCUAUAGUGCUGGGGCGGGGGAAAACGCAGCAGAGACAAUCAAGUGAUUUUAAGAUUUGUUUUUUUCUUUGUCAGAAUUACAAGUCCAGAAUCACUUGCGGUGAACCGGCGGUGGACGCCCCAAAGUAGGGAAUGGUCUCAAAGAUGAGUUUAAUGUCUGCCUUAGACACAAGUGCCUCUGUUUACCAACCGGCGCAACUUUUAAACUGGGUUUACCUCUCUUUACAAGACACCCACCAGACUAGUGCCUUUGAUGCUUUCAGACCAGAAUCCAACUCUUCCCAUCCGGACCAGAACUACAACAAUAAGCAACCGAUUAAUGAUGUCAACUCGUCAUCGCUCAACUCCAACUAUCUCAACAACUUUUUGCAUCUUCAGAGGAUCGAGGGCUUGAAUAAUGGUGUGUACAAGAACACGUCUCCCUAUGGAUCCCUCAACAACAUCGUGGAGGGCCUGAACUCCCUGACGGACCACUUCUCGGACCUCUCCCUCUCGUCUGAACCUCGGAAACCCAGCAAGCGACCACCGCCCAACUACCUGUGCCACCUCUGCUUCAACAAGGGACACUAUAUCAAAGACUGCCCACAGGCUCGUCCCAAAGGAGAGGGCCUGACGCCGUACCAGGGGAAGAAGCGUUGCUUUGGAGAGUACAAGUGCCCCAAGUGCAAGAGAAAGUGGAUGAGCGGCAACUCUUGGGCCAACAUGGGCCAGGAAUGCAUCAAGUGCCACAUCAAUGUUUACCCACACAAGCAGCGGCCAUUGGAAAAGCCUGACGGACUGGAUGUGUCUGACCAAAGCAAGGAGCAUCCCCAGCACCUGUGUGAGAAGUGCAAGGUGCUGGGGUACUACUGCCGUCGGGUGCAGUGACCUCUCCAGCCAGAACCCCCCACCCCCCUCCUCCUGACCAACCUCUACUACCCACAGGCAACAGCGACUGUUUACUCACCCAAGUGCUUUCUGCCGACGUGAAAGGAUAGGUGGCGGUUCAGUUCAUUCACUUGUUAAUUCAGCUUUAACGCAUCACCUUGACUUGUGUGCAGUGUGUGUGUGCACAGAA
This is a messenger RNA of Sardina pilchardus (European sardine), 1191 nucleotides long. RefSeq names its product zinc finger CCHC domain-containing protein 24-like. NCBI's taxonomy places the organism in Eukaryota, Metazoa, Chordata, Actinopteri, Clupeiformes, Clupeidae. Gene Ontology annotation, molecular function: zinc ion binding; nucleic acid binding. The record is from RefSeq and is a predicted model, not a curated record. The transcript is spliced from 4 exons. The coding region runs from base 267 to 1001 and encodes 244 amino acids.